CGGGGUUGUCUGGAUUGGGCCAACAGAGUACUUCUUGGGCUGGUCCCUCUCCACCUUACCGACCAGGGGAUAAACUGCCUAACUCAUCACCUCAUCAGCAGCCCUUCAGCCCAGCAGGAAAUAUUCAGAGCCCCCAGAGUUCUCUAAUCUCUAGCAUGGCUCCAGCCCCAUCCACCGGACCAUCACCACCCUACAGGCCAGAAAAGCUAGCCAGCCCAGCAAUUGCUCAGCCCCCUUUCAGCCCCCAGAACAGCAUUCUGUCUGGAAAUGCCCCACCAGGAGUUUCCUGCACUUCAAUCCAAGGUUCUCAGGCAAGUUAUCUUCCUGGUGUUGCCCCAACAUCAAACAACACUCGACCAUCACCUCCUUACCGACCAGAUAAACACCCCAGUCCAGCUGGGCAAUGCCAACCAGGAACGCAACCUCCCACACAAGGACAUCUUUUCAACUCGCAAAAUAAUCAAGCACCUGCAAUGUCUAGUCAGCUGUUCAAGGCCAUCACAUCCAACCAGCCACCCAGUAGCCUCAAGCUCCUAAUGCAGGCACAGGGAAAACCCUCGCAGCUGCAACUAAACAAGACCACCACAGCUGGUAUGGGUCCAGAACCACACUCUUUCAACAACACCAAGCCGUUACGACAUUUUGACCCCAAUCCCUCUGUGGCCAAGCUGGGUCCUCUGGCUGUGGGAGGAUACCGCAAUGCUAGCAUGCAACCCAUGGUGCCCACCUCAGCCACAGGACAUGGGCAUCUUCUCCCACAGCGCAUGCAAAGGGGGAUGCCUGCUGGUGGUAUUGUGCCUCACUGCAGAGAUACACCCUGUGGAGAGAGUGAUGAAGGAGAAUACAGGAGAAUACAGAAGAGGGAGAAAAUGACGAGGAGGGAGAGGGAAAAAAAGAGGGUGGUGGCGUAA
Messenger RNA from Sinocyclocheilus rhinocerous, 911 nucleotides. Its product is annotated as mastermind-like domain-containing protein 1. Gene Ontology annotation, biological process: regulation of transcription by RNA polymerase II. The record is from RefSeq and is a predicted model, not a curated record. NCBI's taxonomy places the organism in Eukaryota, Metazoa, Chordata, Actinopteri, Cypriniformes, Cyprinidae. Bases 156 to 911 code for a protein of 251 amino acids. The transcript is spliced from 2 exons. Gene Ontology annotation, cellular component: nuclear body.